UGGAGGAACGGAUUCUUUGACAUUUCAAAGGCAGUGUUCGUUUUCUGAUACGAAAAUAUCAAUAAUGAUCAAUAUCUCAAACAAAACAAUAGUUGCGACAAUAUUAUAACAAUAUUUCGCUCCAUAUUCAAUCAAAACUUUGAGAAUGUGUGAUGUUUGUUCGGAGUUCUCACAUCUUUUAGUUAACUGCGAAACGCGACUAACCGACGAUGUGUCCCAAUAUCCCUCAAUAAGUCAGACUGAGCUUGAAACAGUAUUAAAUUACAUUCUUUCCUGGCCACAAAGGCAAUGUAUGUGUUGCUACCGUGACGUUAAAAAUUUUGAAAGAUUUUAUCUUGUUGUGCAAAGUAUUAUUUGUCUUUCUGUAUUUCAACUCAAAUUACUCAAAGAUGAACUAAUUGCUGCAUCAGAUAGUCCACCAAAUAAUUCGUCAGAUACCAGUCUCGAGAUACCAAAGGAUGAGAAGAAUAGCUCAACAAAGAAUGAUGAGAGUGAUGAAAAAUCUGUGGAAGAUUUAAAACAUGAGAGUACAAAAAAACCAGAGCCCAGUGAACAGAGUUCUAACGAUGUAUCAAAAACGGAAAAGUUAUCCACAAGUACAGAGAAUGAGCCAUGGCCCAUACAACAGAGAGAAAAACUCUUACACAUUGUGUCAAAAGUUUUUCUUCAUAACUUUCCAUUGUACUUAGCUUGCAAGCACUCCACUUUGAGUAGACUUGAUGAUCUCUCCGCUCAAGAAAUAUCGAAUCUAAGCUCAUAUUGUGACUUGCAUGAUACUGAGAUACCACCAUAUUUAUUGAGAAAUGUAAAUUUAUUUUGUAAAUUGGGUGGGGUCUGUGCAAUGACUGCUGUAUUUGAACAUGCCACAGCAAGCACACUACCACUGUCUAUGGCACAUGCAAUUGUAGCAGCAGUAGGAAAUUUGAAACUUUGGUUGAAUUUUAGAGCUGUAGCUCAACAAUUCAUGCCUUUACGGAGCAAAAUACUCAAAUACAUGUGUAGCUUAGAGGAUAAAGACUUAAGAGUCCCUGCAGUGAAAUCAAUGGCGGAUUUCAUGUGGGGUGCAGCAAAAGAGCCACUAGAUUCACCGCUUGCCUUUGAUGAAGAUGGGCUUGCACUGGCUUUCAAAUACUUUAAUAGCAGUACUUUAACAAUGAGGUUAGCUGGUAUAGCCCAGAUCAAUGCUCAUAUAGCUGCUCACAAUGAACUGUGUGCGGGAGAAUCAGCAGCUGAUGCAGAAGUGGCUGGACAGCAAUUAGCUGCUUGGUUAUCAUUCAAUAACAUCAUUGAACAUUUGUUUGGACCAAAUUUGCAUGUUGAGGUUAUCAAACAGUCCCACAUGAUCCUCAAGUUCCUAGCUGUGGAGGGUCAAGUCACCUCAGAACAUGUAGAGCUGGUCUGGGCGGCAGCUCAACUAAAGCACUGUGGACGUCAAGUGUAUGACCUACUGCCAGGAUUCAUUAGAGCUCUGUCUCCAAAGCCAUGUGCCCAUCUCUAUAGUCUUCUGUGUGCUUUACCUCCUAAGGAACAUACUGAACAGAGUCUGUACCUAGCGUCAGCGCUGAUGCGCGCGAUGUGGACGCGCGGGCGCGGCGCGGGCAGCCCGGCGGGAGAGCCGCCGCGCCUGCCGCCGCCCGCCUGCAAGCCGCACCGCUCGUCGUCUGAGGCUAGCGUCAGUAUGGACCAGACCAACUCGGACGAUGAUCCCUGUGAAGAGCUGAGUACAUCAGGUGAAGAGGCCGGUCCCACACCACGGAAGCAAAGUAAACAUCAGCGGGAGUUGACAGCUGAACAAGAAUGGCUUCGAGAGGGUGAAGAACUUACCAAAAAGGAUUGCGCAACUCUUAAAUCAUGUCAAAAACGUAACAAGCGCGCCGGCAGCAGCGGCAGCGCGAGCAGUGGCCCCGAAGAGCUGCUGCGGCCGCGCAAGAAGAAGCUGUACAAGAAGCGACACAAGCCCGGCAAGCCCAGGCAUUUCCCAGCGCAAUUAAAAACUGCCGAGCUCGCAGAGUCAGUGUCGGAAGUGGAGGAAGAGUCGUCUGGAAGUGAUACUGCACACUGUCAAUUGCUCUGCGAUAAUGUUGAUGCAAGAAGAUUAAUGGAACUCCGUCUCCUCGAGAGUUACAAGCGACGUUCAGAGGAAGAGGGCAGUGCGUCAUCAGCGGUUUCACCGCACUCGCACCGUCUUCCUGAUCUCGAUGAGGAUGACUCUGCAUGUGAGGAAGAACUGGCUAGACUUGCGGCUCAGGCGCAGUGUAUCCCCGAGUACGGCGUGGGCGCGCUCGCGCUGGGCGUGGCGGCGGGCGGCGCGCUGCCCUUCAGCGUGGACGACGUGUGCCGGCCCGGCAACACGCUGCUGUGGGACCUGCUGCAGGACGGCGCUAUUGAACAACUCGGCGAAGGCCUCGCGUUGGAGGCUGAAAAAGCUCUGUGUGCUCUGUUGUGCUUCAGCACAGAUAAAUUUAUUAGAAUUAAGUUCAUUGAAGGCUGUCUAGACAACCUCGCGAAUCACAGGUCUGUUGCUGUAUCUCUUCGGCUGUUGCCGAAAUUGUUUUCAUCUUUUCAACAAUUGCGUGGCAUGGAUAUGCAUCAGGUGGUAAUGUGGGCGGAGCGAGAACGUGGCAUGAUGCGAUUGUUUCUCGAGGACCUGCGUCACUAUGUCAAGCAACGAGCUAGUGCGAGCGCUAGUGCAAGUGCAGGUGCCAGUGGUGCAAGCGAGGCACAGCACUACGCGCACAUAACUGAGUUAACCGUGCGCUUACACUUUCUUACUGCUAUUUUCUCGCCGGUCGGAUCUCCACAUCAUUUUAGACUCACAGUAGAACAAGUGGAGGAGCUGUGGCAAUGCCUUGUGGUAGAAGGUACCAGUGAGUGUGCAGACUGUUUGUACUCAUGGCUAUUGUCGCACACUAAGACGCCCGACCAACACGCGCUUGGAUUGGAUGCUCUGAGAUUUUUAUAUGUAGAAAAGAUGCCUACUCUUGAUCCAGAGACAAUCAGCAUAAUGGGCCUCAGCCUAUACCAGCAGCUAUGUAACUUGGCACGCAUGGCGCUCGGUGCGGGCGACACGCACCCGCACCAUCCGCACCACGCCCACCACCCGCACACGCUGGCCAUGGACCAUCUGUGGAAGAUUGCACUGCGGGCCAACAGUACUGAUGUAUCAAUGGGUGCCAUCCAGUACUUGAACAGCUAUUAUAUGGGGCAGCAAUUACAGCAAGAGGAUGAUUUUGUGUCAAAGUGCAUGUUUCAUUUAUCGUCUGCGGCUGAGAGGCUAAUUUCCAAAAGUCAAGAUGGUGAGGGCACUUCGAAUCAGGAUAUAAAGUGCGAUGAUGGAAAAGAAGAAAAAACGACCGAUAAACAGAAUAUAUAUGAACACAUGACGGAAGAGGCCGCUCUCCAAUGUAUACAGAGGGCGUUACUGUUACUGAAGACUCACUUGGAUACUUUUAAAAGAAGGUACGCGUACCACCUGCGGCGCUGGGCGCUGGCGGAGUCGGGCGCGUGGGAGGGCGGCGCGGGGAGCGCGGGCGGCGCGGGCGGCGCGGGGGGAGCGGGCAGCGUGCGCGUCACGCUGCAGCCGGCCGGCGCGGGCCCGCGCGCGCUGCUCACGCUGCACCACUCCGACCUGGUGGCGCACCUGCGCGCGCACGUGCACGUCUGGUGGGAGAAACAGAUUCAAGGCGAGGAAGCCGUAACAGCUCUAUCGACGGAUGGGCCAUUAAGAAUGAUAACUCAGGGGCAAGAACUGACUAUUGAUUAUGAUGAACGUACUUUGUAUGAUAUGGGGUUUAAAGAUAAUCAGCUGGUGUUCGUGUCGGUGGGCGUGGGCGGGCGCGCGGCGUGGGCGGAGUGGCCGUCCGCGCAGCCGGCGCCGGCGCGCGCGCGGCUGCCCACGCACCUGCUGCUCGACCCCACGUACUUCCACCACCUGUUCACGCUCAUGCAGGCGCUCGGCCAGAUGAAGGAGCCUGCGGCUAAUGGGGAACUCAUGGCCCAUACAAAAGCACAACUAUUAUCACGUCGCGUAUGGGAUAUUCUACAAGCAGUUCCACUAAAUCCUACUCUCCUGGAAGCAUUUCAAAAUCCCUCCGAAAAUAAGUUGCCAGAACUUUUGGAUCCAACGAGUCCGCAAAAACUCAUGUAUUCCUUGCAUAUUAUCGAUAAGUUGAGCUCGAACAAUGGCAAUCCCAACGUGAAGGAAAGUUCUGGAAUAAUUACUGGUACUUUGGAAAAGACCGAAGAUAAAGUAGUUGUGGAUAAUUGGAAUGAAUUGUUUAUAAAGAAAGGUGGUCUGAGGUUGCUGUAUGAUAUUAUGAUGUCUGGUGUGUUACAACGAAGCGAUGACAGCGAAUGGCGACAGGAUUGUCUAGCAUUGUUACUGCAGCUCUUAUGUCGCAUUGGCACGUUGCCCUGCGCUGAGGCUGGACAAACGCCUAAAUUACAUCCAGCUUUGUUAUCACUUAUGAGUGUAGAAGAAACGACGGACAGGCUUAUAUCCAUUUUAUGCGAGGCUGCUACAGCCAAGGAACCUGUAACAUAUAAAACAGGGUUUUGGGGAAGAGCGCAGGUGGUACAACACGCAAUGCGCAUGUGCGUGGUGUGGGCGCGCGGCGGCGGAGAGGCGGCUGCGCUGGCCUGGGCGCUCAGAAAGGCGGCACCUCGGCUGUUGCUCGACGAUGCUGACCCAGCGGUACGUCGCGAAGCCGGCAGUGCGUUGUACCGGCUGUGUGCGGGGGGCGAGGUGUCGGUGCUCGCGCCGCUGUUGCAGCUGCUGCUGCAGCACUUGCCAAGAGCUGCUGAUAUGCGGCCUCAUCACCAUCACCAUCAUCAUCAUCAUGAGGUUGUCCACCAUCAUACGGAAGAAGGCAAAGAGCCAUACGGACCAGCGUGUCGCGACUAUUUUUGGCUAGUUUGUAGAUUAAUAGAUGGCUUACCAGAAGACUUCUUUAAAGAAGGUGCAUUAUCUGAAGAUAGUGGAGCCCCAGAUCUCAAUGAGUUAUGUGAACAAAUCAGCUGUUCUCUAGAAAAGAGAGAAAUAAUCGAAAAGCGUUCAGAGCCGUGCACACCUGACGACGGACUAUACGGGCAAUUGAGUUUACUCACGCAUCUUCUAAAACACCCUCUAACAUUCAAAACUUCCGAACAGGGUACUAGGACAUUAGAAAUGGUUUUUGGUUUUCUAUUUGACGUACCGAACCCGUCACAUCGUAAUUUGCCAAAGUGCAAGUCGCAGAAGUCUCGCGCUGCGGCGUAUGACCUGCUUGUGGAGUUGGUUCGCGGUGCUCCCGAUAAUUAUAUGGUGCUUUAUCAAAAACUCAUGGAACAUCAUAAACCAGGUCCAGCGUCGUCGUAUCCGUGGGACUACUGGCCGGCGGAAGAGUCGCGGUCGGAGUGCGGCUACGUGGGGCUGACCAACCUGGGCGCCACGUGCUACAUGGCGUCGUGCAUGCAGCACCUGUUCAUGAUGCCGCAGGCGCGCGCCGCGCUGCUGCGCGCCGACCCGCAGCACAGCCGCCACGCCGCCACGCUGCACGAGAUGCAGCGCAUGUUCGCCUACCUGAUGGAAAGUGAACGGAAGGCGUAUAAUCCCAGAAGCUUUUGCAAAGUUUACCAAAUGGACCACCAACCGUUAAACACAGGGGAACAGAAAGAUAUGGCGGAGUUCUUUAUCGACCUCGUGUCUAAGCUGGAAGAGAUGACGCCAGAAUUGAAAAAACUAGUAAAAACUUUAUUUUGUGGGGUCCUCAGUAAUAAUGUCGUGUCAUUGGACUGUCCGCACGUGUCGCGCACGCUGGAGGAGUUCUACACGGUGCGGUGCCAGGUGGCCGACAUGCGCAACCUGCACCAGAGCCUCGACGAGGUCACCGUCAAGGACACGCUCGAGGGCGACAACUGCUACACGUGCUCGCACUGCUCUAGUAAAGUGCGCGCCGAGAAGCGAGCGUGUUUUAAGAAACUUCCCCGGAUACUCUGUUUCAACACGAUGCGGUACACAUUUAACAUGCUCACAAUGCUGAAGGAGAAGGUGAACACGCAUUUUUCGUUCCCGAUGCGGCUGGACAUGUCCGGCUAUGUGGAGAAACAUCUCAUGCCGGCACAGUAUCAGGAGGAGAAAAGGAAGUCGGCUGAACUGCGAAAAGAUGGUGAAACCAGUCCAAGCAAUGAAUCUGAUGAAAGUUUAGAGGAAGAACAUUACGAGUACGAGCUGAUCGGCGUAACGGUGCACACGGGCACCGCCGACGGCGGGCACUACUACUCGUUCAUCCGCGACCGCGAGCGGCCGCAGCACGACCGCUGGCUGCUGUUCAACGACGCCGAGGUCAAGCCCUUCGACCCGGCGCACAUCGCCGCCGAGUGCUUCGGUGGCGAGAUGACGAGCAAAACAUACGACUCAGUGACUGAUAAAUUCAUGGAUUUCUCAUUUGAAAAAACAAAUAGUGCAUACAUGUUGUUCUAUGAGUUGAGUCCGCCGCGGAACCAGCGCGGCUCUGAUUCCGGCCAGCAAGAAGAGGCACAGUCAUCGACAGCAGAAGAAAGUCCCAGUGCGUCAUUAGAGAGGCGAAAUAGUGACAGCAAUCCUGAGAUAAAAUUACCACCGGACUUGCUUAACUGGAUAUGGGAUGAUAAUAUGCAAUUCUUACACGAUAAAAAUAUAUUUCAGCACGCGUAUUUUACAUUCAUGGGUCAAAUGUGUAGUUCUGUGCCGCAAUCACUUUUAACAUUGCGACCAGAGAUCACAGAGGUGGCUGCAAGAUUGUCCACGUCAUUUUUUAUCGAAACUUUUAUCCAUGCUAAAGAAAAGCCAACAAUGGUGUCGUGGGUGGAGUUAGUGACGAAGCAGUUUAACGCGUCCGCCGCCGCGUCUGAGUGGUUCUUGGGACACAUGGCGGAUGACACGUGGUGGCCGAUGCAGGUGCUUAUAAAAUGUCCGAAUCAAAUGGUUCGGCAAAUGUUUCAGAGGCUAUGUAUGCAUGUCAUACAGAGGCUAAGGUCUAGUCAUUGUGCGUUAUACCUACAGGGUAUGGAGGAAGGCGAGGAUAGUAGUAAAUUGGGUGAAGCGAGUUGUGUUACUAGGUUUAUAAGAAUGUUGUUAUCAUUGAUGGAGUCAGGUGCGCGGUCCCACUUGCGCCACCUGACGGAGUACUUCAGUCUGCUGUACGAGUUCAGCAAGAUGGGAGAGGAAGAGGGGCGGUUCAUGUUGCGGGUCAACGCCAUAUCGAGCAUGGUUAAUUUUUAUCUCGGACAAAAUUCUAACACGGUGGAGUCACCGACCGAGGAGGCGGGCAGCAGCGGCAGCGGCAGCGGCAACAACGAGUCGGGCGGCGACAAGCUGCGGCCCGGCGCGCUCGACAAGAUGGUGGCGCUCGUGGCCGGCCUGCUCGAGCGCAGCCGCGACGCCGCCGGCCAGCUCGCGCUCGGCGACAGCGACGCCAAGGCGCUGCUGCAUGCCAAGGGGUUUCCCUUUCUCUACCAACAAACACGAGACUGCUUGAACUUGCAGCAGACGCGCUCGCUGAUAUUUGCGCUCUGCCGAUGGAACGAGCCGCUCGCACAGAAGAUAGUCCACAUGAUAUUUCAGGCGAUUGCUAAACACUCUGAAAGCUGCGGGCCGUUUUUUAAGUUGAUAACGCUGCUAGUGGAGGGCAGCGGCGGCGGCAGCGGCGGCGGGGGCGGCGGCGCCGGCGGCCUGCCCUGCUUCACGCAGCUCGUGCUCGCGCGCCUGUGGGACCUCGCCGACGUGUGCCCGCACGCCGCGCUCGAGUGGCUCGCCAUGCAGGUGCCGCGCAACAAGGCGGCGCACGCGUGGGCGCUGCGCACGGCGGAGCGGUGGGUGGAGCCGCAGCUGCUGGCGGCGGGCGCGGCGCGGGUGCGCGCGGCGGCGGCGCUGCUGCUGGUGGCGCUGGUGCCGAGCCAGCACUUCCGCGCGGGGUACGCGCGCGCGCGCCCGCACUCGCACCACUCGCCGCACGCGCCGCACUCGCACCACGCGCACCACGCGCACCCCGCCAAGCUGCCCGACACCGCGCACCACACGCUGCACCAGGUAUACACGAUGUUAUUGGGCAAGCUGAAGGCGGCCCGCAAGUACACAGACAUUGCGGUGCACGGCACUAUGAAGCUGACUGCGUACUUUGGUGUCAUGUCUUACUGCGUCGUCAGCAGAGUGGAAAAAUUAAUGUUCGGGCAAUACUUCAUGGACCUGUGGGACCUGUACCAUCCGGGCAUCUCCGAGCCGUCGGUGGCGGUGCAUCCUAACAAGCAGGCGCUUAUCACCUUCUGGCACACCGUGUCCGUGGACUGCCCGGAGAACGUGCAACUGAUUGUUUCCAACCCGAGGGUCAUAAAGCAUAUCGCCUUCAAUUAUAUACUCGCGGACCACGAGGACGGCGAGGUGGUGGCGUACAACCGCGCGAUGCUGCCGCCGUACUACGCGCUGCUGCGGCUGUGCUGCCGCCGCUCGUGCGCGUUCGCGCGCACGCUCGCGCAGCACCAGAACGUGCACUGGGCGUUCCGCAACAUCGCGCCGCACUCGCACCUCUACCCCGCCGCCGCUGACGAGCUGCUCAGGCUGGCGCGCAUCCUGGCGGCGCGCGGCGGCACGAGCAGCGCCGCGGGCGGCGGCGCGGGCGGCGGCGCGGCGAGCAGCGCGGUCGGCGCGCCCGAGAUCGACGAGCGCGAGGCCGCCGCCUUCCGCCGCAGCACGCUCGCCGCGUACCUGCAGGGACUGAACGGGCGAACGUCGUGGACCACGUUAAUAUCGGCGUUUUGCACUCUGGUAGAGAAUGGGGACGAUAGACUUUAUGUUGUCUAUAACGGAGGAUUGCAGAUGACUUUUGAAGCGUUACACAGUCUGCACGCGGUGUACGUGGAGGGGGGCGCGGGCGGCGCGGGCGGGGCGGGCGGCGCGGCGGGCGGCAGCGCGGGCGUGCGCGGCGAGCUCACCGCCGCGCUGCGCUGGGCGCGCGCGCUCUGCCGCACGCUGCGCACGCGCCGCGAGCCCAAGGAGGCGCGCGCGCUGCUGCUAGCCUGCAAGGACUGGCCAGAGUGCGCUCGUCGACUGCUAACACUAUUGAACUUGCAUCAACGCUCCGCGCUGUUACCGCAAGCUGCUCUAGGCGUGCUCCGCGAGCUGGUGAUGAUAGGCGGCGGCGCGGCGCUGGGCGCGCUGGUGCCGCUGGCGGCGGGCGCGCACGCGGCGGCGCGCACGCCGGCCCGCCCGCGCCUGCGCACGCGCGCGCACCCGCACUGCGCGCCGCCGCCGCUCUACCGACCCUACCACCGGUUCAUAGACACGUGCUGUCGUGUAGCGCGCAGUCAGCGCUGUAUGUCGGAGCAAUUGGUGCUAUUGUCAGCAUUGUGCGCGCUUGAAGCGGUUCCACUUAGAUUCAACUAUUUCGCCGCUUUUUGGAGGGAUAUUGCUAACACACCGGCGGACGCAAAACUGGAAGAAAUGCUCCUAGAGUGUAGCGUGUUAACGGAAUAUAUUGAUGCAAUCCUUUUAGAUGAAAGAGAAUCUUUAGAAGAUCCCACCAUUUACGAAUUUAUGCAACAUUAUUAUCCCAAGGUGUGCCAGGUGAGCGGCGGCGGCGCGGGCGCGGGCGCGGUGGAGGCGCUGGCGGAGGAGCUGGGCGGCUGCGCGAGCGGCGCGCUGCUGGGCCCGCUGCGCGCGCUGCUGCUGGCCAGCGCGGGCCCGCUGCCGCCCGCCGCGCUCGCCGCGCUGCAGCGGGCCGUCGCCGCGCUGCAGCUGCGCUCCUUCUCGCUUGAAGAGGAAGAGACCGCGGAGGGCGGGGCGAGCGGGUCGGGCGGGGCGAGCGGGUCGGGCGGCGGCGGGGGCGCGGACGGCGCGGUGGAGGCGGCGCGCUGCCACUCGGCGGACGGCAGCGACGCGGAGGACGCGCUGGACGACAUCCCGCCCGACUCGGACGACGAGCCCGAGGACGCGCCCGCGCUGCCGCCGCCGCCGCAGGGCGCCGAGUACAUCGCGCUCGUGAAGGAGGCGGUGCAGGCGCUGGCACUAUCGUGUAACCCCGUGUAA
Molecule: messenger RNA, 10039 nt
Organism: Zerene cesonia (dogface butterfly)
Lineage: Eukaryota; Metazoa; Arthropoda; Insecta; Lepidoptera; Pieridae
Gene: puf
Product: ubiquitin carboxyl-terminal hydrolase puf
Exons: 60
Coding region: 146-10039 (3297 amino acids)
Biological process (GO): protein deubiquitination
Cellular component (GO): nucleus; cytosol
Molecular function (GO): cysteine-type endopeptidase activity; cysteine-type deubiquitinase activity
Source: RefSeq, a predicted model, not a curated record